GGGGCGGGGGCGGCGGGCUGGGCUGGGCUGGGCUGGGCACGGUUCCCCUCGGCUCGGCACGGCUCGGCACGGCACGGCUCGGCUCGGCAGCGCGGUCCCCGGAGCCGCAGGGAUGGCGCCCGCGGGGACCGAGGCCGCCCCGGCCCGCCGGUGAGGUGCCCGCCGCCCGCCCCCAGCCCCAGCCCGGCCGCGCGGCGAGGGAGAGCCCGGCCCACGAUGAACAAGCUGCCCUUCCACAACAACCGAGUCAUGCAGGACCGCCGCAGCGUGUGCAUCUUCCUCCCCAACGACGACUCCCUCAACAUCAUCAUCAACGUGAAGAUCUUGUGCCACGAGCUGCUCGUGCAGGUGUGCGACCUCCUGAGGCUGAAGGACUGCCACCUCUUCGGGCUCAGCGUCAUCCAGAACAAUGAGCACGUGUACAUGGACCUGGCCCAGAAACUCUACAAGUACUGCCCCAAGGAGUGGAAGAAGGAGGCCAGCAAGGUCAGCGGUGAGGUGUUGCAUGGAGAGAUGACGGCACUAAGGCCACCUCUGUCCCCGGCGCAGGGGAUCGACCAGUUCGGCCCCCCCAUGAUCAUCCACUUCCGAGUGCAGUACUACGUGGAGAACGGCAGGCUGAUAAGCGACCGGACGGCGCGGUACUACUACUACUGGCACCUGCGGAAGCAGGUGCUGCACUCGCAGUGCGUGCUGCGCGAGGAGGCCUACUUCCUGCUCACCGCCUUCGCCCUGCAGGCCGACCUGGGCGACUUCAAGCGCAACAAGCACUACGGGAAGUACUUCGAGCCCGAAGCCUAUUUCCCCGCCUGGGUGGUGGCCAAGAGGGGCCGGGACUACAUCCUGAAGCACGUCCCCAACAUGCACAAGGACCAGUUCGCUCUGACGGCCUCCGAGGCCCACCUCAAGUACAUCAAGGAGGCCGUGCGGCUGGACGACGUGGCCGUGCACUACUACAGGCUGUACAAGGACAAGAGGGAGGUGGAAGCCUCCCUGACGCUGGGGCUGACCACGCGGGGCAUUCAGAUCUUCCAGAACCUUGACGAGGAAAAGCAGCUGCUCUACGACUUCCCCUGGACAAACGUGGGCAAACUGGUGUUCGUGGGCAAGAAGUUCGAGAUCCUUCCCGACGGGCUGCCCUCGGCCAGGAAGCUCAUCUACUACACGGGCUGCCCGCUGCGCUCCCGCCACCUCCUGCAGCUGCUCAGCAGCAGCCACCGGCUGUACAUGAACCUGCAGCCCGUGCUGCGGCAGGUCCGCAAGCUGGAGGAGAACGAGGAGAAGAAGCAGUACCGCGAGUCGUACAUCAGCGACACCCUGGACCUGGACAUGGAGCAGCUGGAGAAGCGCUCGCGGGCCAGCGGCAGCAGCGCCGGCAGCAUCCGGCACAAGCGGCUGUCGCGGCACUCCACCGCCAGCCACAGCAGCUCCCACACCUCGGGCAUCGAGGCCGACCCCAAACCCCGCGAGAUGGGGCCCGAGGACACCGGCGUCCACCGCAAGCUGAAGACCUGCAGCUCCAUGACCAGCCACGGCAGCUCCCACACCUCCGGGGUGGAGAGCGGGGGCAAGGACCGCCUGGAGGAGGACUCCCAGGAUGACGAGAUAGAGAUGCUGGUGGACGACCCCCGGGAGCUGGAGCAGGCGGGCGAGCUGGCGCUGGAGGUGAGCCCCGACAUGUGCGUCUACAUCACCGAGGACAUGCUGCUGUCGCGCAAGUUCAACGGGCACUCAGGGCUGAUCGUAAAGGAGCUCAGCUCCUCCACCUCCAGCUCCUCAGAGACGGUGGUGAAGCUGCGGGGGCAGAGCACAGACUCCUUACCCCAGACGGCGUGCAGGAAACCCAAGACCUCGACGGACCGGCACAGCCUGAGCCUGGACGACAUCCGGCUCUACCAGAAGGACUUCUUGCAGCUGGCCGACCUGUGCCAGGACACGGCGCAGAGCUACACCUUCGGCUGCGGCCACGGCCUGGCCGAGGACGGCCUCUACUGCCACGGCUGCCUGGCCCAGCAGUGCAUCAACAUCCAGGAGGGCUUCCCCGUCAAACGAACCAGCAAAUACUUCUCGCUGGACCUCACCCACGACGAAGUCCCGGAGUUUGUCGUCUGAGCGCCGCGGGGCCAGGACUGCCCGCUGUACCCCCCCGCCCCCGGCAGUCUUUUGCCUCUGGGAAUGGUUUGUGCGGAGCGCAAAGUCCUCUUUCGCCUCGGAGAAGCACAGCUCGCUUGGCCCGGCGGAAACCAACCCGUAUUUCCUCAGUGCCUCGGGGCAAAUUUUGGUUUUCUCCCCUCCCGGCCCCUUCCCUUAACGCCGCCGCUGGCUCCUGCGGUGGCUCGGUGGCUGCGGCGAGAAGACGCUGGGAAGGAAACGCCAGCUUGCUGCGCCCAAGCCAAGCCAAAGAGAUGUAAAUCCCCUCCAGGCCAGUAUCGGAAGCGAGAACGAAGCAAUAAGUAGCCGGGGAUGUCCGUGCUCGGGGAAGGGAGGGGAGGAAGGCAUGAACAGGUUGCUGCCCAGGCAGUGCCUGAACCCAGAUCUUCCAAAAA
This is a messenger RNA of Oxyura jamaicensis (ruddy duck), 2546 nucleotides long. It is a transcript of the gene FRMD6, whose product is annotated as FERM domain containing 6. The transcript has 15 exons. Gene Ontology annotation, cellular component: cytoplasmic side of apical plasma membrane; cytoskeleton. Gene Ontology annotation, biological process: positive regulation of hippo signaling. The record is from RefSeq and is a predicted model, not a curated record. The coding region runs from base 217 to 2112 and encodes 631 amino acids. NCBI's taxonomy places the organism in Eukaryota, Metazoa, Chordata, Aves, Anseriformes, Anatidae.